AUGUUCUCUCGUGGACCGGUUAUGUUCUUGGUCUUCUUGGCCGCCAAUCUCGUCGACACAAUCCCUCCUACUCUGGCACUGUCAUAUAUCCCACUUCCCCUCGCACAGCACAGGCAAGACAGCGGUGAUCUGUCCCUCCCCACUAUCCAUCCUCCCCAUUCCUCAUCAUCGGCUACACUCUUAAACCGUCGUAUAAACUGCCGAGCCCCCCUGCACGAAUCGCGAGGAUAUCAGUGCGGAGUCCUAUAUGUCCCUCUAGACUGGCAGAACCCGACGCUGGGCCGUGGACGCAUAUACUAUGCCAAAUACCCGGCCUCUCCAGGCGUUGUGCGCAAGGGUACAAUCUUCAUCGACACAGGCGUUCCCGUUGCCAGCUCUCGGAUAUGGAACCCGCAAACAUGGCUCGAUAGGCGAGGCAGUGCCGUGCACGACUUCACCCACGGCGAAUACGAUAUCGUCGUAUGGGACGCACGCGGGAAGGGUAAGGACAACCUCACCAUCCCGGGCCCCGUACGCUGCUUCAAAGACGACAUAGAGAGAGACGAUUACAGGCGGAAGUGGGACGUGGAAUGGGCGGAACAGGCGCUGCAAAGCUCCGAUCACAUUGCCGAGUACAAACAGGGCAUCGAGGAGGUCCGCAAGUGGCACUUCGGACAGUCCAAACUCGUCGAGCACUGUUUGACCCAGCCGGGCGCUGAGAUGCUAGCGCAUGUGGGGACAGCAGCCACAACACGCGAUCUGCUCGCGAUGGCCGACGCGUUCGACGGUCCUGGAAGCCCGGUCAACUUCUGGGGCAUGUCGUAUGGGACACUUGUUGGCGCCCACUUGCUGCGAAUGUUUCCUGAGGCAGGGUCAUUCUUGAUGAUGCAAUGGAUCCAGCGGCCUUCGCUCAGCAGCCAUCAUAUGACGUCAGUUGUUACCCUAUUCAUAGCGCGAGAGUACGCACUCAUGAAGUACAACGCGUAG
Trametes versicolor FP-101664 SS1 is the source of this 966-nucleotide messenger RNA. RefSeq lists its product as uncharacterized. Bases 1 to 966 code for a protein of 321 amino acids. NCBI's taxonomy places the organism in Eukaryota, Fungi, Basidiomycota, Agaricomycetes, Polyporales, Polyporaceae. The transcript has 5 exons. The record is from RefSeq and is a predicted model, not a curated record.